AUGGUGAAUAUUAUAGAAUUAAUUGAUUGGUUAAAGGAGAUGGGUGCAUGCGGUCAAGUACGAGUGGUAAGUGUUGGUAAAGAGGGUGCAGCUGGUGAACAAUCGUCGGCAAAGGCUGUGGAAUGUUGCUGUGGAACGUAA
Molecule: messenger RNA, 141 nt
Organism: Anisakis simplex (herring worm)
Lineage: Eukaryota; Metazoa; Nematoda; Chromadorea; Rhabditida; Anisakidae
Source: the annotation of a GenBank genome assembly